Molecule: messenger RNA, 1367 nt
Organism: Lingula anatina
Lineage: Eukaryota; Metazoa; Brachiopoda; Lingulata; Lingulida; Lingulidae
Product: beta-1,3-galactosyltransferase 5
Biological process (GO): protein O-linked glycosylation
Cellular component (GO): Golgi membrane
Molecular function (GO): hexosyltransferase activity
Source: RefSeq, a predicted model, not a curated record
GUACGGGCCACUACUCAACAAGAUGAAAAGCAAAUGGAGAAUACGGCGUCUGAAAUGUGCAUUUUGCGGUGUCGGCAUUUGGUUAUUCGCUUUCUUUAUAUUUUCAACAACUCUUAGGGAAUCUGGUGAUUCCCUGUCACGUGUGAGAAAUGAACACGAAUUACCUGCUGACAUGAAAGUAAGCCAUCGUUCUUCUGUCGCGUCUGAAUAUCUUCAUUUUGAAGCAACGAAAGAGAAUUCAUUCUUGCGAGAAGAGAAGAUAGACGGAUCGACUUUAAAGAAGUAUGAUAAUGAUGCUUUCCUAAGAACUCGGUCUUACAUCGUGAAUCCUUUAGACCACGCGCUUCUGAUUUCCCCGAGAGAGAACUGUAAAGGGAAAGUUGUUCUGUUAGUGAUGGUUCUUUCCCAAUAUUCAAACACUGAUCGAAGAAACGUAAUACGGAAAAGUUGGGGAGGCAAAUACGAUGGUUUAGACGUGAGGACAUAUUUUAUAUUCGGUCGGCAAAAGACCGCUCUUUGGGAUGAAGACCUUAGGCUAGAGAGCGAAAAGUAUCAGGACAUCAUACAGUACGACUUUAAAGAUACUUACGAAAAUCUAAUUUACAAGUCUCUGUCAAUGCUGCGAUGGUCCAAUGAACACUGCAAAAAUGCAGAUUUUGUAUUAAAAGUCGACGAUGAUGUCUUGCUGAUGACACCGAACCUGUACUCCAGACUUUCCUCACUCAAACCUGAGGGCGUCCUUCUAGGUUAUACGAACCCAAAGUCCAUGGUACUCAGGGGAGGCAAAUGGAAAGUUCCUUUUGAUGAAUUUCCAUUUUCUAAAUUCCCGAAGUAUUUGUCUGGCAUGGCAUACGUCAUGUCACAAGAUGUUGUAGAAACCUUGCUGAACGCUGCCAGACGCGUCCCCUUAAUCCAGGUGGAAGACGCUUAUAUAACCGGCAUCCUGGCUAAUAUCACCAACGUGCAUCAUAUAAAGGAUCCAUAUUUCCUUUUUGCGAGAAAAUACUAUUUGAAAGCUUACAAAACUGCUUGUCAGAGAUUACCCCAGAAAACAAUCACUUUACAUUUGGAAGAACCAGGAAAUCUUUCUCUCGCCGAUUUUAUGAUGAUGACUUACACGGAAUUAUCAACUUGCAAGAAAAAAGUUGUUCAGUCUUGGGUUAAACCACAUGCCUUAAAUGAAUCCAAUCCGAAAUUGUGAACUAUCUCUUCAGAUUUUGAAUGUAAAUUAAGAAAAUAUCAAACAAUUCCAUACACACUCAACAUAUAUUUGAAUUUGUACAGUACAUGUUACACACAAUUAGAUCACUGAGACAAAACAGGCAACACUUGGGUAUUUAUGGAUAUUUUAUACGAAAUAAAUAUAU